GAAGAAGAAAGCACAGAAAAUUCCUGAACGCUGUUAGGCGCGUGCCGCAUGCUGCUCAACUUCAUGGAAAAAGAACACAGAAGAACAUCGUCAGCUCACUAAACCUGACUGCAGCUCAUUUCUGUUUUGACACUCGUAUUCAUUAUUGCGCUCACUUUUCAUUCCUGCACUCUUUAACUGUUAGUCAAGAUGUCAGUGGUCGGGUUUGACGUCGGCUUCCUGAACUGCUAUGUAGCGGUAGCCAGAGCCGGGGGCAUUGAAACUGUGGCCAAUGAGUACAGCGAUCGAUGUACACCGGCCUGUGUUUCUUUUGGUCCAAGAAACCGAUCAAUUGGUGCAGCUGCAAAAAGCCAGGUUGUCACAAACUGCAAGAACACAGUUCAGUUGUUCAAGCGAUUUCAUGGCAGAGUAUUCUCAGAUCCAUAUGUGCAGCGUCUCAAAUCCAGCUUGGUUUACGAUAUUGCGCAGAUGCCUACAGGGACAACUGGCAUCAAGGUUAUGUACAUGGAGGAGGAGAAGGUGUUCAGCAUUGAGCAGGUCACUGCUAUGCUCCUGACCAAGCUGAAGGAAACAGCGGAGAAUGCCUUGAAGAAGCCUGUGGCUGACUGUGUCGUGUCUGUCCCCUGCUACUACACCGAUGCUGAGAGGAGGUCUGUAGUAGAUGCAGCACAGAUUGCUGGGCUAAACUGCCUGAGGCUUAUGAAUGAGACAACUGCAGUGGCACUUGCAUAUGGGAUCUAUAAACAGGAUCUUCCACCUCCUGAGGAAAAGGCCAGGAAUGUGGUCUUUGUGGACAUGGGCCAUUCUGGAUAUCAGACAUCAGUGUGUGCCUUUAAUAAGGGCAAACUCAAGGUGCUCGCUACAGCGUGUGACCCAGAGAUUGGAGGAAAGAACUUUGAUGAUGUUCUGGUCAAUUAUUUCUGUGAGGAAUUUGGCAAGAAAUACAAGCUUGAUGUCAAGUCUAAGCCCAGGGCUCUUGUCAGGCUCUACCAGGAGUGCGAAAAACUGAAAAAGCUGUUGAGUGCCAACUCAUCUGACCUGCCUCUUAACAUUGACUGCUUCAUGAAUGACAUUGAUGUCACUGGAAAAAUGAACAGGGGGAAGUUUGAAGAGAUGUGCGCUGACAUUUUGGCCAGAGUGGAACCUCCACUGCAGCGCCUGUUGGAACAUACCAAACUAAAGAAGGAUGAUAUCUAUGCAGUCGAGAUAGUGGGUGGAGCCUCCAGGAUCCCAGCAGUCAAAGAGAGAAUUAGCAAAUUCUUUGGCAAAGAGCUAAAUACCACCCUGAAUGCUGAUGAGGCUGUGGCAAGAGGGUGUGCCCUCCAGUGUGCAAUACUGUCACCUGCCUUCAAAGUGCGCGAGUUCUCCAUCACAGACGUUGUUCCAUAUCCCAUCUCUUUGAAGUGGCAUUCCGCUGCAGAGGAAGGUCUCAGUGAUUGUGAGGUAUUUCCGAAGAACCAUGCAGCGCCUUUCUCCAAAGUGUUGACCUUCUACAGAAAAGAACCUUUCUCACUGGAGGCCUACUACAAUUGCCCUAAUGAGCUGCCCUACCCUGAUCCCACUAUUGGCCAGUUUCUGAUCCAGAAGGUUGUCCCACAGGCAUCUGGGGAGAGCUCCAAGGUGAAAGUCAAGGUUAGAGUGAACAUCCACGGAAUCUUCAGUGUAUCCAGUGCUUCCCUGGUCGAAGUGCAAAAGCCUGACGAGACGGAGGAACCCAUGGAAACGGAACAAACUAAUGAAAAAAAUGGAGAGGUACAUCAGAAAAAAAACAAAAUGCAAACUGAUCAGGAAGAACAGCAGUCACAGGGAGAUGGUCAGAAAGAAACCGAAGAGAAGCCAGCACAUGAGAAUGAAGACAUGGAGACCACACCAGAGGAAAACAAAAGUGAGAAGAAGUCUGACCAGCCCCCACAAGCAAAAAAGCCAAAAGUCAAAACAAAAGUGCUGGAGCUCCCAAUUGAGAACAGCCCACAAUGGCAGCUAGCAGAUGACAUGCUUAAUCUUUUUGUAGAAAAUGAGGGUAAGAUGAUCAUGCAGGACAAGUUGGAGAAGGAGAGAAAUGAUGCCAAGAACAGUGUAGAAGAAUAUGUGUAUGACAUGAGGGACAAACUACACGGACUGCUGGAAAAGUUUGUCAGUGAACCUGACCGAGAGGCUUUGUCACAAAAACUGGAUGACACUGAAAACUGGCUGUAUGAAGAUGGAGAGGACCAACCCAAACAGGUGUACAUUGAUAAACUGGCAGAGUUAAAGAAACUAGGCCAGCCCAUCCUGGAGAGGUUUGUAGAGGCAGAAGAGAGACCUAAAGCAUUUGAAGAUUUGGGAAAACAAAUACAGCAGUACAUGAAAUUUAUUGAAGCAUGCAGAAUGAAGGAGGAACAGUAUGACCAUUUGGAUGAGGCUGAUGUCACCAAAGUGGACAAACUAGCCAGUGAUGCAAUGAUGUGGAUGAAUAGUGCCAUGAACCAGCAAAGCAAACAGAGUUUGACAGUGGAUCCAUCUGUCAAAGUAAAAGAGAUUGAAGCAAAAACUAGGGAGCUGUUUUCUGCAUGUAACCCCAUUGUGACCAAGCCCAAGCCAAAAGUGGAGCUUCCAAAGGAGGACACGCCUGCAGAGCAGAACGGGCCUGUCGACGGACAAGAGAAACCCCAGGAAGACGCUGCAGACAAAGGAACGGCUGAGAACACAGGCAACCCCACCUCAGAAAGCACAGAAAACAAACCUGACAUGGACCUUGAUUAAAGCCGCCUCAUGCUUCCUGAGCAGAGCUGAACAGGAGCUGAUUUUUCAGAUUGAGAUGCCACUGGGUGAAUAUCAGAGCAGGUGGCAUUUCAGAACCUACUCUCCAAUCACUGUCAGGCGGAGUGAGCGUGCAUAGCUCCUGCUGUCAUCUUUGUCCGACAUAGCAUGCGCUCUCUUUCUGAAUGACAUAAAUCAAAAGCCAGCUGCAAUAAGCCUGUUUGAGCACUGUUCACAUGAUGGUAUUUAUUUCUGUUGUGUGCUCUGUAAGUGUUCAGUCUGUGUUACAGUAUGGUUUAAAUAAAGCUACUGAAAAUCA
Thalassophryne amazonica is the source of this 3058-nucleotide messenger RNA. It is a transcript of the gene hspa4b, whose product is annotated as heat shock protein 4b. Gene Ontology annotation, cellular component: nucleus; cytosol. The record is from RefSeq and is a predicted model, not a curated record. Gene Ontology annotation, molecular function: ATP binding; ATP-dependent protein folding chaperone. Lineage: Eukaryota; Metazoa; Chordata; Actinopteri; Batrachoidiformes; Batrachoididae. The transcript has 19 exons. Bases 190 to 2742 code for a protein of 850 amino acids. Gene Ontology annotation, biological process: protein folding.